AUGGUCGAGCUCAUCAAGCGCCGAGAAAUUCGGUCCAACGUGCUGCUUCCAUUCGGCCGCCGCGCCAUGGCGUCGCGCAGCAACGGCAGCAGCGUCGACGCCGGACGUACCCUGAAGAGGAGGAAGACGCGCAAAGGAACGCGGAGCUGCUGGGCAUGCAAACGGCGUAAGGUGAAAUGCACAUAUGCAAGUCCCACUGACGACGUGUGUAUCGGGUGCGCCCGGCGCUGCUUGGAUUGCUUGAGCCAGGAGUUUCCAGAGCAGGACCCCGGGCCGUCAUCCAAAAGCCGGCUGGUGGGAGACCGCAUCGGCCGGCUGGAGUCCAUGCUCCAGCAGCUGGCCGAGCAAGUAGGUGGUCGUGUUGCUUCUCCCAGUCCACCGUCAACCCCGGCCAGCAUCAGCAUAUCACUGCCACCCACAAUGACGGGCUCAAAGCACCGAACGCUAUCGCAAACAUUGCUCGCGGCCUACCCGUCACCCCGGGACCUGCUUAAUAUCGGAAAUGCGGGCGAAAAGAUGGUGCUCUACUUGCCCCUGGCACUUGUGUCGCCAUCGCAUCUGCUCGAAAAGCGGGUGGCACUCGAGUGGGAAAAGCUAUGGGGAGCACAACAACAACAACAACAGUAUACACCAGAAACACAUCCGGUCCUCAUUGCCCGACAAAUGCUCCUGCUUGCUAGCGUUCUUCAGCACCUGCCUGCUGCGCAAUCUGCAAGGAGCAACAAUAGCUACCGGCAACUGGGAGAGUUGUCCCGAACGCCGCGAGCGCUGGCGAGACGGUUAGCAGAGGCGGCAAUGACUUUGGUGACAGCGCACGAUAGGUUUACCACCAACACUCUCGAGGGCUUGGAAAGUCUGUGGCUUGAGGCCGUGUAUCACGAACACAACGGCAGCCUCCGCCGGUCCUGGUUGGCAUGUCGGAGGGCCAUUUCCGCAAUACACCUCAUGGGAUUUCAUGGGCGCCGGCAUACUCCGAUGGUACCUCCGAGAACGAUACUACAGCAGCCGGAUGGCGAGACGGCAGACUUGCAGCAGAUGUGGUUCCGCCUCGUGUACAGCGAGCUCGCAUUAUGCUUGGCGUUAGAGAUGCCGCCCUCAGCCUCUUGCCCGAAUGAAACUUUUACGUUCGUGGCGGACUCUGUCACAACAGAGGACAAUACAACAGAUACAAGCAAGCUUCACAGGCGACACGCUGCGAUAUCUGGUCUUUUGCUCAGACGGAGUGCGCAUGAUCCCACCUUCGAAGACUUAGACGCCGCGCAUCAGAUCCGUACCGAGUUGGAAGAAGCCGCGAGUGCGAUGCCGAGCGGAUGGUGGCAUACGCCCAGCCUAGACAAAUAUGCAAACGACGAGGCGGACGACGAGAAGCAUCUCUUCGGAACAAUAGUGAAGCUCAGGGCGCAGAUAUUCCAUUCACACCUUCUCCUGCUUGCUUAUCUCCCAUUCAUGCUGCAGGCAACAUGCGGUGAGGCCACCAUUACGGAUAACUCGGCCAAAAGGAAUCGUCAACACCACAAACACAACAUCGGUAGUAGUCGCGAUAUCUGCGUCGAAGCCAGCCGCAAGCUACUGAGCCGCUUCAUCCAUCUUCGGUCCUGCGAGCGCACCGCAGGCUACUUCCAGCUCCUAGACCACUACGCUUGGCCGGCCGCCGUGACCUUACUGCUCGCUCAUCUUCUUGACGGCCGCCAAACGAUGCCGGCGUCGUCCCUGGAAGGUCCCGACCAUCAGCAGCACCUGGCGGAUCGCGCCAUGGUGUCCGAGGCGAUGGAGAGAAUGCGGCUGUCGGGAGACGAGAACGAAGAUGAUGGAGACGAGGACAUGGACUAUUACGCGGGUUCUGCCGCAAAAAGCGGUACAGAAGACGUGUUGGCCCGGUUGCUGGCGCUGGAGGCCAGUGGUGACGCCGUCGUUGUGACGUACCGUAAGUCCGGCGGAGCAUUCUUGGGGAGCAACACCGCAGUUCUUGUAGAGGAAGACCAAGACGCUCUUGUGCUGCUCAUCCCGUUCGUUGGCCUUGUCUCCAUCGCACCACGGGUUCAGCACGGGAGCGCUGAAAGGGAGGGCUGUUCGCUCCUCUUUGGAGCUAUGGGCUGCUCUCCCAUCGUUCUCGACGAUGAAGCGGGACCGCAGGGCUCUGAUUCUGACGAGGAUGGAGAGCAGGAGGAGGAUGAUGAUGAGGCAACCCUGACGAGAGCCAUACAGCUGAGGCGUAGUGCUAAUUGGCCAAUUGCGCCUUAUAUCAGGUUUACGCUGCGGCCGGUCUAG
Molecule: messenger RNA, 2268 nt
Organism: Diaporthe amygdali
Lineage: Eukaryota; Fungi; Ascomycota; Sordariomycetes; Diaporthales; Diaporthaceae
Product: c6 zinc finger domain containing protein
Exons: 2
Coding region: 1-2268 (755 amino acids)
Biological process (GO): regulation of DNA-templated transcription
Molecular function (GO): DNA-binding transcription factor activity, RNA polymerase II-specific; zinc ion binding
Source: RefSeq, a predicted model, not a curated record